This is a messenger RNA of Symbiodinium sp. CCMP2456, 259 nucleotides long. Lineage: Eukaryota; Dinophyceae; Suessiales; Symbiodiniaceae. The record is from the annotation of a GenBank genome assembly.
GCCAGCCUCUACGCCCAGAGCUGGCUGCAGUCGGAGCUGAAGUGGGAGAAGGAGGCGGCGAAGACUGCCGCGCCCUCGCCGCUCGCCACGCUGGCAGGUCUGGUUGGCGAUCCCACGCAAAUCUCGGAGGCGCUGCACCUUCCUCCGCAGGAGGCGGCGGCCCAGGCCGUGUCCAGCAUCCUCCGGGCUGCCAAGAAGGAGGCUGGAGAGAUGUUGGUGUCGGAGGUCGAGGUAGCCUUGACAAAGCUCGAGACUGAAA